Daucus carota subsp. sativus is the source of this 288-nucleotide messenger RNA. RefSeq lists its product as uncharacterized. Bases 1 to 288 code for a protein of 95 amino acids. The transcript is spliced from 2 exons. The record is from RefSeq and is a predicted model, not a curated record. Lineage: Eukaryota; Viridiplantae; Streptophyta; Magnoliopsida; Apiales; Apiaceae.
AUGAGUGAUCCCCAGAGCAAAGUAUCCAAAGAGUUGGAGCCAUGGUCUCAUCUUAACGGAAAGGUUGUACUCAUAACAGGCGCAUCAUCAGCUGCUCGGCGUCUGGACUUGCUGAUUUCGGUUUGUGAUCUCAUUAAUGCUCAGUAUUCUGAAACUCCUCGAGCUGUCGCGCUGGAGCUCGAUGUGACGGCCGAACCUCAAGCUGUUGAGGCAGCAAUACAAAAGGCUUGGUCAGCCUUUGGCCAGAUCGAUGUUUUAAUCAACAACGCUGGUCUCCGAGGUUACUAA